UGUAGCAGGCUGUGUGGUGUAGUAGGUAGUGAUUUUUGCAUGUUGCUUACUGCUGAUCUCCAGCAACAAAGCGUUUCACUUGUCCCGCUGUUCCUUAUGUUGUGCGCCAGCGAAGCUGAAGUGGCGCAAGUCAUUGCAAUGGGUCUUUGCACAGUGAGCACAACGAGCGCUUCACCGCACGCGGAGAUACGCAGUUCGAAGGUGCCAUCAAUGACAGUCCAGCGCCACUGGUUCGCUUGGACUUACACAGCAAAAGAUGAGGCUUAUUUACCUUGGACGCCCUCGCACACCGGUUAUGGCACAACAUAGCGAUCUGCAAGCAGAUUGUGAUGAGGACCAAGACAGUGGUUCAUCGGAGGUGCCCCCGGCGCUACGGCUCAUCGAGCCACUAGGUUCGCGUGAAUCGAUCUACCAACAACGCGAACAGCAACAGGAAUUACGACGUCACGAGGAGUUUCAACAAAAUGCGCCCUCGUGGCAAUCUUUGCAUCAUUUCUCGCAACACAGCAUGGGCAUGUCCGAUUGUGGACUGCAAGUGAGCAAGGAGGAGAUAGCGCGCACAAUGGACAGGCCGCACUUAGUCAUGUUGACAAUAUGUCCAUUGUGUCGAGCUUCAACAUGGCCGGCGAUGCGUUUAGCGAGGAACCAAUUCGAUCAAUUAGCGCGUUUAUAUGAGAUCUUCACCUCACAGCUGGCCAUGGCCGAAGUAACGCCAGUCUUCCGCAGCUGCGAUGCCGGUAGUGUGUAUAGUGAACCUGCCUAUCGCUUUAUCACUGGACUGGGUAGUGUGUGUAGCGAACCGCCAUAUAGGCCACCAAUUCCGAGGACUACAUUUCUGUUUGUCCUGUAUUGAUUUUUUGUGAAGAAAACUGGCAUAAUUCAAAUCGCUGGCAUGGAACAGUAUGCUUCGCUGCGUCAUCCCGACGGUGCUUCCGAUCCGAAUUUGCCAAAUGUUGAGAAACCUU
Molecule: messenger RNA, 965 nt
Organism: Zeugodacus cucurbitae (melon fly)
Lineage: Eukaryota; Metazoa; Arthropoda; Insecta; Diptera; Tephritidae
Product: kinesin-like protein GA13060
Exons: 4
Coding region: 257-853 (198 amino acids)
Source: RefSeq, a predicted model, not a curated record